This is a messenger RNA of Morchella sextelata, 666 nucleotides long. RefSeq lists its product as uncharacterized. The transcript has 9 exons. Bases 1 to 666 code for a protein of 221 amino acids. NCBI's taxonomy places the organism in Eukaryota, Fungi, Ascomycota, Pezizomycetes, Pezizales, Morchellaceae. The record is from RefSeq and is a predicted model, not a curated record.
AUGUAUCCUUGUAUGCCAAUCUUAUACUUCUCUCACUCGCAUUUCCAUACCUUCAAACACCCACCUCAACCCGAGCAUCAAAUUCGUAAAGCCCGACUGGUCGUCCAAUCUGGCCCAAAAUCUGACUUAUCCGAUGGAUGGCCUUUUGCGUUUUGCUUCCUCCCCCAACGAGAACCGGUUCGUGCCAUUGGAGACAUUCGUUGUCAUAUGAAGCCACAGGCCAUCCCUCAACCCAACGAUGCUGAAGACUCGGGCAUGGCGGGAACCAAGCCCUGUCUCUGGAAGUUCCGAAAGGGUCAGAGCUUGCAAGAUAGCGCAGCGUUCCCAAUGGGGCAACUGCUGGUAGCUGCCCCGUCAGAAGCAGUGCAAAUUAGGGCACACCAGCAGCAGAUCAAGAAAAAAACACCCCCGAAGCCCACGAACAGUCCAAAAGUAACACCCGGAAAACCGCAUCCAAGACGCCAAACAAAACCGUGCAAAGGAGGCUCCACGCGCCGAAGAAUCAACCUCGCACGCAACAGAACCAGAUUCAGCAGCGGGCUAGGUUUGAGAGAGCGCUCUAUAGGCUCUGAGUUGAUAUACGGCGGCGGUGGCCCCAAGGACAUCGAGGUGGUGCAUGAUGGGAGCCGGUGCCGCUGGGGGUUCUCAUUGAAGUCCAAGCUGUGA